Messenger RNA from Lineus longissimus, 9533 nucleotides. Its product is annotated as monocarboxylate transporter 13-like. Gene Ontology annotation, molecular function: monocarboxylic acid transmembrane transporter activity. Lineage: Eukaryota; Metazoa; Nemertea; Pilidiophora; Heteronemertea; Lineidae. The record is from RefSeq and is a predicted model, not a curated record. The transcript has 8 exons. The coding region runs from base 445 to 2040 and encodes 531 amino acids. Gene Ontology annotation, cellular component: membrane. Gene Ontology annotation, biological process: transmembrane transport.
AUGACUGUGGUGUACACUCGGUUUAUAGUUUGUGCUUCAUGACGGACAUGAUCAACUGGCACAUGGUGCCUCAUGGUAGAUCACGCUUAGCUACGUUGAGCCGUAUCUCUGAAGUUAGGCAAAGGAAGACGCUUGCAAAAUAGAAUAACACGAGAUGUCACAUGGUAUAUUGUCGUGAAAUGCGCGCCCAUGCCGUCAAUAACAUCUGUGCACCGUUGGUUAUCGACUUUCCAUGAUCAGAUACAGUAUAUUUCGCUGGGAAAGGCUUUUCAUAUGUACAGUCCACCGCAUCAGUUCCGGCGAGGUCAUCUUAAAUAAUCUAUAAAUUACAACCGUGCCUCGUUUCCAUAGUGACGUUUGACGCUAUGCGAGUACCGCCAGCUGGAGUGUAGUAUCAACCAAAGACAAAGUUCUUGUAUUGCCUGAUAUGAACAGAGAAGCGGCAUGGGUGAUAUAGAAGAAACUAUGCUCUCAAAACGGCAGACGAACGCCAAUGAUAGGCUUUUCGAGGAAAGCAUUGGACACAAAGGGGACGGGGUUGCUAUAAAUGCAACACCGACCGGGCAACCGGCAUCACAGGAUACAGAAUUCGGAACUGGUUCGCCGGAAAUGGAUUCAAACAAGAGAAACAUUCGCAACCAUGUUAAUGGGAAGGUUGUAAAAUGUGACACGGACACAGAGCAGGCAGACGGCGUGCUACUCGGUCCAUCAGAGGCAGAAUCAGUGCCACCAAGGCCGCGAAUCCCUGAUGGGGGAUACGGAUGGAUUGUGACUGCUGCUGGCUGCUAUAUCGCUCUGAUUGCAAUUGGGACGAUCAUGUGCUACGGCGUGAUGUAUGUGGAGUUGUUGGAUUAUUUCCAGGAAGGCCGGACAAAAACGUCUGUCAUUGGUUCAAUGACUAUGUUGGCUUGUGCAUUUGCAGGUCCUUUAAGUGGUACCCUAGCUGUGCGAUUCGGCCACAGGCCCGUGGUGAUGGUGGGUAGUAUCCUCGCAACCGUUGGUAUGGCAAUGAGCGCCUUUGCUGUCAAUAUCUACCAUCUUUAUUUUAGCUUUGGAAUCCUCACAGGUUUAGGCGUUGGGAUGAGCCUGAUUCCCGCGCUAGCCAUGGUGGCCUUAUAUUUCGACAAGCGGCUCUCCCUCGCAGUAGGAAUAGCUCUGUCAGGCGGCGGCCUAUCCUACAUCGUUUUCCCGAUGGUCUCAGCAGCCUGCAUCCGUUUCUACACAUGGAGAGGAACCAUGUUCAUUCUCGCAGCAUUCUGGGCGCAGGGUUGCAUGUGUGGAGCUUUAUUGCGCCCCCUCGAAUCUCGAACUACCAUCAAAGAUGGCGCCCGGAAAAAACAAGUGCCGCGGCCAUUUAUGUGUGACAUUGGUCUCCUACGGACUUGGCAAUUCUGGUUCUACUUGUUGGAGGAAUAUCUAUGGCAUAUUGACUUCAUGAAUUUUGUCGUGAUUCUACCAGAUUUUGUCGUCUUGAGCGGCCAUACGAAAGAAAAAGCAGCAAUACUCUUGACGAUAAUUGGUGUGUUUGUCAUCCCGUCUCGUCUGCUGGGCGGGCUGUUCCUUGACCGCGUGAGUGUCAGUCCAAUCUUGCUGCUCGUGUUCGGGAUCGUUACGCUGGGGACCACGAGCCUUACGCUGCCAUUCAUCAAGGCGUCCUUCAUCGGGAUGGCCGUGGUCUGUUCAUUCAGGGGCAUCCUCCACGGCGUCCUCGUUGUCCUCCUCCCAAAGGGCCUGGUGGUACUCUUCAGCCGAGAUAAACUCACCGUCAUGAUUGGAUACGUCACACUAUUUACGAUGUUUGGACAACUUACUGCACCGCCGUUAGGAGGGUUCAUCUUCGACCAUACAGGGGACUACCUUUACGCCUAUAUCACGUGUGCUGUCAUCUCCUACGUCACUGCUCUGAUUCCCCUGGCGCUGUACUUGGACAACAAAAAGAAAAUCAAGCGACUUCUGGCGGAGGGGGACGCUGAGGAGGUGGUGGAAUUGGAAUCGAAAAUGGGUGAAGAUGCGCCAGCAGAUGAUCACAAGAUAGACUAAACAAGUGUUCAUACUACUAAAACUGGGAAGAACCAACGAUCUGGUAGCUCUGGAGAAUGAGCAAGGCCAUAGAGGUCGUCUGCAACAGAUCCAGUUGCGACCAACUGAGAUACUCAUUUCGUCCAAAUACUUUCAGGGACUGGAAUGCGUUGGCUCAUCCACCAGGAGGCCAACGCAUUGGGGGCAAUGUGAGCUAAAAAUCAUAAGGCUAGCUUAAAUCUCCCACCCUCGCUAUCAUCGCAGUCUUUGAUUUUUGAAAGACUCUGGUAUCGAUCAUGUGGCCUGUGUUUAAAGUGGUUCUAACCAACUACGGACGUUUGAAUGCUCUUAUUCUAUACACUAUAGUCCUGAUAGUGUCCGUCUUCUAACUGAGUAUCAAGAGAAGAAGAAGAAGACGAAGGAGAAGAAGAAAAACAAGAAGACAUUCUUGCGUAUCGCACACAAGGUUUUUGUUUACUAACGUCGCGGUCCCCCUACCACGAAUGAUGAUCCUGCGAGAUGAUCACUAAAGGCUUAUCUCCACAUAAACGCCGCUUAAAGCCGCCAACAACAAUCAUUUCAAUGUAGUGCCCUGCUUACUUAGAGCGCCGACUGGUGAGGCAAUGAAAACGAGCAUUUAAGGACAUGGGAUAUGCCUGACCAGGAGGAUAAUACCCCUGCUUGCCACCAUUCACCGCCACUUGUAGUAUCGUACCAAUGUUGUUUUUCAGCAGUGUUACGAGGCAGUUUUGUACACGACUUAUGAAUUUCUGGCAGGUCUGUGGUUACCCAUCGUUCAAUAUUCUUGUUUGGAGAGCUCAUGGUCCUCCUGGAAGCCGUUUUUGUAACAUGACAUAUAUCAUGCCCUAGAUCUCUCUUUAUAAUGUAGGUACCUGGAUACAUUCUAAUAAAAAAAAUAUGUGGAACCGUACCUGCCACCUGUUAUAUAUAUUGUGCAUCCAGGUCAAUUUCAUGGAAAUAUAUAGACAUUGCCAGAGGUGUAGACGUACAAAUUAGUAAGCCUAUUUGAGAAGACAGGCUUUAAAUUGUAUGCUGUUGUCGAUGUUUUAACACGACCAAAAGCAUAAAUUUGGAACCUUUCUUGGGGUCGUCUAAAGAUAUCUUGAAGUUGGCUGAUGUUUGCUCACAAAUUUCACAUAUUCAUGUAUCACAAUAUAAACUCUUGAUAGUCUCACGCCAAUACCAAAUGGGUAGAAAAUACAGGCUUGGUGAUUUCUUGUCCUAUCCUGGCAAAAAUGCCUCGGACUAGCUCAUUUCGUCAUCGUUGGCGGACUUACGAAUUGAUUGACGUGUAUCUGGUAGGGGGUAGGAAACAUACGACCGAUAAAUACCUGCCACAUAAACCUCCCGCAAAAAUCUACCCUAAAAUCUCACCGUAAAUAUCUAUGGCUACUUGUAAAUAAACCGCAGGUUUAAGGAGUGACGAUGUCUCUAAUUGGUUUAAGAAAUAUACCUCCCGCAGAAUCUCUAUACCUGCCGUAAUGCCGCGAAAUUAUUAUCCGCCGUAAAAUACGCACCCGAAAAUAGAAAUAACAUACCGCCCUCUGCCCUGAUUGGCUGAGACUGAAAUUUGCGCCGAGAUUUUACGGGAAUUUAUGCGGCUAGUAUUUUUGCGGGAGGUUUAUGCGGCGGCUAUUUUAUUGGCCGUAUAAUAUAUAUCUGAUGUAUUGUCCCUACCCCCUAUACCAUAGACCCGCAACGCACAUUUUUAUCAGUAUCAAAAGUAGGUUAGUGACGAAGAAUAGAUACCAGGUAUUGCAACUACAGGGCAUGCAAACUGUUGCUUACCCGGAAAGCCAUUGAGGUUUUGAAUAAUCAGAAUCCAUCAUGCAAGAUAAAGAAGAUUAUUCAUUGGCCAUUGAAAAAUAUUGAAUGUAGGUUACAGUUAGACUCCCACGGCAGCCCGUCGCGUCAUCCUAAUUUGGUGUCCUUACGGUGAGGAAUGAGACCGGUCCACUGCGUCCGGAGUGUAGUUACAGUAGGUUUCAACUGAAUGUACAGGCGAUUAUCGCAAAGCAAACGCUUUUGUUGGUUCGAUUUGCCAAAGAGGAUCAGUGCUGCCAGCGAAAUUUUAGGGGUUAAGGUCAUCAAGAGCAAAAUAUUGUGGUUGCGAAUGUCGUUUUCUCAGGAAAAGUGUACUAUUAAUAAAGGUUAUGGCAAAAUGUAAAAAAAAAGAUAUCUUCGGAGAAUCAAGUUUUUAUUUUCACAACCUGGCCCUUUUUAAAGGGACGACUUUGGCAUGAGAUGUAUAAUAUUUUGGUUUUUCAUACAAAAAUGGCUUCCGAAAGUAACGUGCAUGUACUCGUACAUCACAGAACGCAUGUCCGUUUACCAGUUUGUAGACGAAAAUGAAAGUAAUAUGCAUGUACAUCACAGAACGCAUCUCCGUGUACUGGUAUGUCAACGAAAAUGAAAGUGACGUCCUCCAUAAGACAAUGACAAUAAUUUAACAAUGAUAAUACCGUUAUUUUUAGACAUCAAAUUCAAAGUAACGUCUAAAAUUAUAACAAUGACAAUAUUUUGUCAUACUUCUAAUAUAACUGACUGAAUUAUCUGGCCCGUACCGUUAUUUUUCACCAAUAUAAAACGUAAAGGAAGGUCCGGAAUGACUUUGAUGGGGACUGUCAGGAACGAGACGGAAAGCCGGUGUAACGUUUUGUGAGUGUUUCCAAUUUUAAGUGUUUUCCCUCGUCGUUUGGGAACAUCGAAAUGCAGAUUUACACGUUUUUCUGUGUAUCCCUCUCUUGAAAAGUCACCCUCUCUCUAUAGCUCUAUAUUGGAAAUACUCAAAUAAGGGGGAAAACCACAAAUUAUACACCGGUCUAUACAAUACUAUAGCGUUACCAAUUGAAAAAAUGCCGAUUUGGGAGCGACAUGGAGCAUUGACCUACCUUUUCUGCUGAAAAACGCCAAACGUUGCAAUUUCCUCCGGCUUAGUGCAGUGCCCCCUUCUGAGACCCAGCAGGUUUUGCAAUGACACCUUCACCUCCUACACCGGAAACCCAGAUUUCUACAUAUCUUGUCCCCAGUGCACGCACAUUGUGUAGAUCGAUGUACAGGGAGACAUGAAAUCGACGAAGUGCGAUGAGGUGCCUAUUGCGAAAAUGAUUGGUUGCCGAAACAAUGGCCUGAUUGGUUGGCUAGCCUUGUGACGUCAAACUAUUUUUACAUCGAGGGGUUUUCCUAUUUUUUAUCAUGACUUAAGCUUAAAUGCGUUUGGGCUGGAAUUUCUGGCUUACUCGAGCUCACACACAGGCUCGAUGUACAGCGCAGCGGAUCGAGGCUAUAUAAUGGGCUACAUGUUCGAGUGUCAGCAAGUCACUGUCCACUAUGGUCAGCGCUAGCAGACGACAAUAACAAAUGUGAAAACUCCGGCAGAUUCAACGGCGAAUAAUUCCUGGUCUUUGGCACUCGACGUGGAUUUCUUGGUAGAUAUUUCUAGAUGAUAACUUUAACACAUCUGUUAAUAGGCUUGUAUCGGUGUAGCUGUCCUGAAUAAAUAGAGAAAACCGUGUUUUUGUAGUCCUGUGCCUAAUUCAGGUUACAAAUUGCGCUUAUUUCUACCAUAUGGCUGCGGUAUUGACAUUGCUAAACUUCCAGACAACGCGCGUGCUGGAAGCAAGUUAAGUACAAAGCCCUGUUGGUAGAUCUUUUCGAUAAUAAUUCAUAAUUAUGAGACUAAUAUUUCAUAUUUAUAUAGCGCUAAAUCCAACUGGUUUCAGUCGCUCAAAGCGCUUCAUAUUAUUACCCCUAGCUAUUGGCAUGUACAUUCAUGAUUCAGGCUCUACUUUCCGGGAGUAGCUUCGUCACUGAUAUUGAUUAUAUGAUAUGUACUGAGCACACUGGUAAGGCAGCGUGUGCUCUGUACAUUGCCGAGUGCUCCAUGCAUAAGGGUGGGGCCGGGACGGAGCAUCGCUUGCUUUACCAAUUUCGAUGGAGGCAUUCCCUGCACUUAAGUGGUGAUACUCAUAGUCUUUCUUCCGAUAGUCAACACAGGGAGGUUGGUGCCCAUAACAUAAUAUAAGUCAUUGCAGAUCAAUCUACGCCGCCAUUCCUUAUAAGGAUGCCGAAUAAGACUCGCAUUGUUUUUUUGUCUGGAACUCUGCUGCUUCUCGUUACAAAUCUGAUUUUGGUUAUCCGACGUCUAAAUCGAAAGAAUGAAAUCACUGCCAUACAAAGGCCACUCCCUGUCGAUCGGAACUACAACAUAUCAACGCCGCUCCCAGUCGAUCGGAACCACAACAUAUCAACGCCGCUCCCUGUCGAUCGGAACUACAACAGAUCAACGCCACUCCCUGUCGAUCGGAACUACAACAGAUCAACGCCACUCCCUGUCGAUCGGAACUACAACAGAUCAACGCCACUCCCUGUCGAUCGGAACUACAACAGAUCAACGCCACUCCCUGUCGAUCGGAACUACAACAGAUCAACGCCACUCCCUGUCGAUCGGAACUACAACAGAUCAACGCCACUCCCUGUCGAUCGGAACUACAACAGAUCAACGCCGCUCCCUGUCGAUCGGAACUACAACAGAUCAACGCCACUCCCUGUCCAUCGAAACUACAACAGAUCAACGCCGCUCCCUGUCGAUCGAAACUACAACAGAUCGAACAGAAUAACCGCUCGAGAGAGCCACCACAUUUCCUAUAAACUUGAUGGAAGGAUAUUCUCGCAGAAAACCGUGGACAAAAGUUAUGAAAUAACAACCUGUGUGUUGCAUUCUUUCGUAGACCACGUGGGUCAUGACGUCGCCAAAAUGUUCCUGUCUGAACCAACUGACAAAACGGAGCUGAAAACGGCGGCGAUUGGAUCGAUUUGGCACCGUGGAGAACUCUUGGUGGUCAUUAGGGUCUGGCUGAACCAGGGUUUAGCGGAGAAAAAAAAGAACGCUUAUAAAUUUCAAGAUAGCUUUUUCUUCAUGCAGAAAUACAACAGUGACUUUACACCAAUCACCAGGGGAAAGCUUUUGGGAAUCCCUGCUCCCAUCACACAACAACAAUUCUCAGGACCCGAAGAUCCACGGCUCAUCCAAGUCGGUGAUACGGUUUACGUCGUGUUUUCUAUGGUGUUGAACAAGUUCUAUUUAACUGGGUUUUUCGUUUGGGAUUUCAUAGAACGUAAGUUGUUUCGGCCAACAAUUAAGAAUUUCAAACUCCGAAGUAGUGAAAAGAAUUGGUCUCCGAUCGUUCUUAAUGGUACCCUCCACUUUGUUUACACUUUAUUUCCAUUGCGGGUUGUAAAAUGUAACAAAUUUUUGAGAUGCGAGUUUAUCUUCCAAGAUACGGGCAAUUAUGCUGCGGACCACGCAGCGCUACGAGGUGGGACACCGUUCGAAAAAUACAGAGGGAAUUACUAUGUUUCCAUGGCCCACACCUCAAUAAGUGGCAGCCAGGGAAGGGAACUAAAUGCACAUCUUGUCUUGCUUAGAAUCGACCAAUGGCACAUUGUAUACGUUAGUGAUGUCUUUAAAAUCGACCAGGCGAUUUUAAAAACGACUGGGCAUCCAUUUUGGACAUCCCGAACGUUUCUCUACCCGACUGGCAUUAUUGUUGAAAACGAUGACGUGAUUGAUGUAGCUGUCAACAUUGGUGAUACAAGGUGUUACAUGAUUCGAGUGUCGGGUUUGAAGGCAUUAUUCGACAAUGUGAUAGAAUUGAGUGCAGGAGACAAUCGAGAUUCAGUGAACUCGACGAGCAUUCAGGAUUAUUUGUUGAAAAAAAUUCAAAUUGAUAUAAAAGAAAAGAAGGAGAUAUAUUCUAAAGAUUGAUGGCAAUCGUAACACGGCUGUUAUUCAAUCAUAUUCUACUUUUUAUCAUGUUUUACUGGUGAAAGAAUACGCUGCUGGUAUCUUUUCCUGAUGCAACAAACUAGCAAGAUGUUUUCCUUUGCAAGAAGUAGGCAUGAUGUUUCCUAUUGCAAGAAGUACAUUGUAGGCAUGGUGUUUCCUAUUGCAGGAAGUAGGCAUGAUGUUUCCUAUGCAAGAAAUAGGCAUGAUGUUUUCCUUUUCAAGAAGUAGGCAAGAUGUUUCCUAUUGCAGGAAGUAGGCACGAUGUUUCCUAUUGCAGGAAGGAGGCACGAUGUUUCCUAUUGCAGGAAGGAGGCAUGAUGUUUCCUAUUGCAGGAAGGAGGCACGGUGUUUCCUAUUGCAGGAAGGAGGCAUGAUGUUUCCAAUUGCAGGAAGGAGGCAUGAUGUUUCCUUAUGCAAGAAAUAGGCAUAAUGUUUUCCUUUGUGAAUCUGACUGAAACGGUGCCCUAUACAAGUAAACUCGUACCCAGGGACCAGGAAUCAUUUAAAGGAAACCAGGAGCAUGAGCAUAUUGAAGCCAGGAUAGGUGUGUGGUCUUAUUUCAACUGUAUUCACAUUUUAGAAAUGUUGGCCGAAACCCCACCUUUCACUGCCAUGCCCAACUUCAUGAUCACACCAAAGCUAAUAAGUUAAUAUGGUUAAGUCGGGGUCCGGCGUGGGCAGAGAACAAAAAAAAUAUCUGCCCACCCCAGCCACCGACUUAACCAUAUCAACCCAUAUUUUUCGUUAAGUCCCCUAACAUCCUAAGGGACGUCCCUAGUGGACGUCCCUUUUGGGGACGAAGUAUUGGUCUAGAUGGUGGACGGCGGGAUUUAUAAAUUUAUUCGCUUUUACCGCCCACAAACGAUGUUGCUGUGUUGAUGGUCGCAUAUUAAAAUAUGCGAAUGAUGGCUGAAAGUGGAAUUAAUUCUCAAUCUCAGGAUGAUACUUUUAAUCACAGAAUUAUACUUUUUGACAAUAUAUUUAGGAAAAUGUGGUCUAAGCUGUUCUGUUUGGAACUCGUAUUUGAGAGGGCCAUAUCAAUGCGCGAGUGACGAUUUGCGGGUAUGCUGCACAGAAGUCAUUUUUUCUCAGGCAUUUGUUUUGGAAUGUUGUAGAAUAAGCAAUAAGCCGCUUUUGGCCAUGCCCAUAAGUGAUGCAACCUCCUUGCGCAUGACCGGAACUAAUAUCGAUGUUGUUCCAUCCCUGCUUGAAUGAGGAACCUGCAAGAAAACCUGCCAAUAGGGGGCCCUGCAGAAAAGUGGGCCAUGGCGAAUAUUCUUUUCACAUCUAAAAAAUCCGCCAUCUUGGAUUGGUAAUAAGCAUGGAGGGAAAUCUCCAGAUGACGUCAUUUCAUUAGGGAUACCCUCGGAAUUGCCUCCACGGCGUGUGUAUGCAUUUAUGGGGUAUUUAUGCGUACACUUUCAUGAUACUGCCGGUAUUUGAGAUCCUCAAAAACCUUGCAUGUACCAAGGCAUGUUCGAGAUUUUAUCUUGCCGUUCAGCUUGGCUUGUCAGAGUUAGGCCUAUAAGGUCAGCCUGUUUAGCUUGUGUUCAGUGUGUUGGCUACUAUGUACACUGUAGUGUAUAGGGCCUAGAGGCCUAUGGUCAUGCCAAACUUGCAUCUGUUGGUAAUUUACAAUGUCAAUUAAUCUGUAACCAUGGAAGAACUAGCAUCAUCAAGAUUAAUAAAGUGUUGUUUUUAGCAA